UCAAUAAUAACGGGCCCGGUAAUGUUGUAUUUUAAUUGGGUCGGGCCGCAGCAUUCUAAAUUCUAAUGCAUGAAGAAGCGUCUGUCGGCAACUUGCUCGUUUCUCCCCGGAGUUGUUCUUCCUUCUACGCAACUCACAUUUCAACGAUUCUCAAAUCCCUAAUUUUUUCCCCUUUCUCUCCUAUUUAUUUUCGUUUUAUAAGUUGUCAUUUGAUCAAAGGAAGAUUCAUCAGAACAGAAGCAUCUUUAGGUCUAAGUGAGAAGUCUCUUGUAGCUUUGAUGGCAGGAUUGAUCGGCCCUAGGGUGUACAGUUGCAGCAAUUGUCGAACUAAUGUUGCUCUUCAUGAUGAUAUCAUUUCUAAAGCUUUUCAGGGAAGAAAUAGUAGAGCCUUUCUCUUUUCCCAUGCCAUGAACAUUGAUGUGGGACCAAAGGAGGACAGAAAUCUCAUGACGGGUCUCCACACAGUUGCGGAUGUCUCUUGCUCAGACUGCCGUGAGGUGCUUGGUUGGAAGUAUGAACGAGCUUAUGAAGAAUCUCAGAAGUACAAAGAAGGCAAAUACAUACUGGAAAAGUCCAAGAUUGUCAAGGAUAAUUGGUAGCUGUUGUACAAGUCACCCUCUUCUUCUUUAUACUGUCCUGCAUGAAGUCAUCGGUUGGAAGUAUGAAUGACCUUAUGAAGAAUUGCAUAAAUACAGGAAUAUAGGAUUUGUCAAAAGUAAAUUAUUGUGAAGCUUCCCUUUUACUCUCGUCCGCAUUUUCUUGUGUUUUUUUUCCUUUGUUUGUUUGGGUGGGUGGGGGUGGAUUAAGUUUGUUGAUUGUUCUCUAUUCUUAAUAUGUCAUUGUUGGUACUAAAUGCGUCAAAAUAUCAGAUUUCUUUGUGGUUUAUACAAGGAGAGAUCUCGUUGA
Messenger RNA from Beta vulgaris subsp. vulgaris (sugar beet), 906 nucleotides. RefSeq names its product protein yippee-like At4g27745. The coding region runs from base 66 to 599 and encodes 177 amino acids. The record is from RefSeq and is a predicted model, not a curated record. The transcript has 4 exons. Lineage: Eukaryota; Viridiplantae; Streptophyta; Magnoliopsida; Caryophyllales; Amaranthaceae.